AUGUCUUUGCACUGCUGCCCUGAGAUUUCCAGCCAUGAUUGUUGGGGGCAGUGGUUGGGGCCUGAAAAGGUGAUGCAAGGGCCUCCGUGGUCUGAGAGGUGGCUCUCUGUGAGUCAGGUGAAGAGAAGGAAAGAGAAGGUGAUACAGAUGGAAGAGAGGGAAGGAGCUGGCCUGACUCUGUCCUGGGCUCUCCCUGAACCCAGGCAGCUGGCCAAAGAGAAAGGGGACAAAGGAAGUGACCACAGAGGCAGGUGGGGAGAUGAGAAGACAGAUCCUACGGUUCUGAAACCUGGGAUAGGGGUCCUUAAAAAGGGAAGGGACCUACCUGUCCAUCCUGUUGGGUGGGGGCGGGUCAGUGCCAUUGACUGCUAUUCUCCUCGGAAGUCUGGCCCCAGCCCCUCCCCCUCCCCUAUUAGACAGCUGCCCCUCCCCGCUGUUUAUUUAUUGCACGAAUCUAAGUUAUUCUCCCCAGCCAGAGGCCUAGCGCCCACUGCCUGGGAAAAGUGGUGUGCAGCCCUGAGCUGGACUUUAUAUUUUAUAUCUGCAAAUAAAACACAUUUUAUCUUUUAUUUAGGGAAAGCCGGAUGGCAAAACAACCAAAAAAUGUGUUUUAAAAGAAAAGUGCCCGGCCCCCAGAAUUUAUUUAUUUUUCUGACUUACAGUAAGCGAGUUAUCCGCCUUCUGUAUUUUGUAGACUUCCUGAAUAAAGUCAAGUUCUCUUUUUCCACAGUUUAG
This is a messenger RNA of Rangifer tarandus platyrhynchus (Svalbard reindeer), 735 nucleotides long. NCBI's taxonomy places the organism in Eukaryota, Metazoa, Chordata, Mammalia, Artiodactyla, Cervidae. The record is from the annotation of a GenBank genome assembly.